AGCCCAGAAGUAUCCGGAAGCUACGACUGCUUGCCCAACCCACAGGCAGCAGAACAAACACGCCGACUAUUCUAUCUCUAUCCCGCGAUAUAGGGAAAUAAAAGUAUCCAAUUGACACAUCCCAUCAGCUACACGGCCUUCUGGGAGCGUGGAAUCUUUAAUCAGCGUUCGUUCAACAAGCACACUUUUGGAUGGGUUUCAACAUCGCCUUAUAGUAUCCACGGCGACGCUAAUGCUUGUGUCGAGUUGUGUAUUACGCACGGUUUUUACGUGGAACUAGGACCCACGUCUAACAGAGAGCGUUCGAUGCCCCGAGCAUUUUAUAAGCAUCGGUCCCAGCGAGCCGUGCUCUGCUGACGAGACACCGAAAUAGGUAGAUUGUUUUCUUGCGGGGUAUUUCGUUUCCGUUCAAAUAUCCAGAAAAUAAAAACGACUAUUAGUGUAGCUGGAUUGGAAACAAAAUAUUGGCCCGUUUUACCUCAGCAAGCCGAGUCUCAAGACUACCUCUCGCUUUCAGGAGGGUCCUGCCAAGUUUCCCUAAUCGGGGAUGGGGGGCGAUGUUGCUGCUGCAGCUGCUGUGUUAUCCCAAUUGAGUAUUUGGCAGAUCAUUUGUCGGAAUUGGGGAAUGUUCGGCCAGUAGUACCAGGUACACUGUGUGGGUUUUACUCAAUGUAACAAUGUGCCCCUCCCUCUCCAAAGCAUGGAAAGGGUGAGAACAUCGUAAACGUAGCGUUUUGAAAAAAAUCUUCCAGCUUAUAAAAUAUUUAGUUACACAUUUGCUCAGACUUGGGUAAAAAAAAUAAAGUAAAAAAAAUCCCCCGCUCCGAAAACAAUUAUUGAUGGAGAGAGCAAAGUCGGAAAUGUGUUUUUUAUUAUUAUAUUAUUUCAUGCGAUACCUGGAAACCUCGUUUUUCAAAACCUCCAGAUACAAAACAUCCCCAAGGGCUGCCCUUCAACGACAUCGAUCGCUUUCCCAUGCGAGGUGCGGUGGGAAACUCGGAAAUGUAGAAAUUUGAAAUGCCGAUUUUCUUUAGACUUCAGAACCUCCACCGGUCAACUUCGUUAUAUCCUAAGCACAGGCGUAAAGCACACGCGCCACCACGGUUUUAUAUACUGUUCCUAUACACUAUUUGCGGGCGAGGUAAAUUAAGGUUUUGACGUGCGCUCACUUGCGUCGUAGAACUCUCAAAUAUUCUCCUCGUGCUAAAAAUGUCAUCUCUCUAGCCCCCCCCGCGCCCCCGUGCAGAAAAUAAACAGAGUCGCUCUUUAAACGUACAAGCAGUACUGAUGUAAUUUUUCAAAGGUUCUAAAAAUAUAUACACCUCAGUGAGUCUCAAGACUCGUCACGUUUGGUCAGAUCGGACGUUCGUGAAAACGCAGUGGCCUGGUUUCCUGUUGGGAGGAACCCGGGAGUAAAACUGGGAAAUCCCAGGGCUCAGAAGCUGCAUCACACCAACAGCACCCGCCUGUGUCUUAUCUCUGCGCAUUUCAUGUCUGUACUUUCUCCCUGUGCCGCUGCGCCAUUCGCGUUUUGGCGAUGUGCCCAGCGCCAGGUUUCCUUGCGGAGAAGCGGGCGGGGCACACUGGCACACACUCCGUCCGGACCUUUUGCUCGCUCUGCCCCAAGCAGCAGCAGCAGUCUCGGCAGGGGCGUGGCGACUGAGAGGUUGGGGGGCUUUGUGGAGCCGAUAUACACGCAACCACUCGCAGCCCUGCACACACACACACAGAGGCAGCGCUAACCUUCACACACCGCCACGCACGCAGGGGCGCGGAGUAACAGCCGUACAGAGAUACCGACAGAGAACACGGGGAGACAGCCACACACGCGCGCGCUCAGACGCACAGGGACACACGCACACAGCCGCACCGCAGGCGCUCUCGCGGCACACAGCCCGCAAUGUGUUGGACGUGCCGCCCGGAGCUCAAGGUCGACUCUUGCGCGGGACUGGCGGACGACUCGAGCAUGGAACCUGUGGGCGACUGGCUGACUGAGCCGACGCAGGACGACGCGAUCGGGGCGAUGGACAAAGGGUCGCGGACCCUGGAGGCCGACUCGACACCCCUGCAGGUGGUCGCGGGGCCCCCCUCCCCUCUCCCCUCGCCCCCGCUGGCGCUGCAGACCCCCGCCCUGGUGAGGCACCUGCUGCUGUGGACGAUGGAGCCCGGCGGGGGCCACCGGGCGCCGAGCGCCGCGGCCGAGGCGCUGGAGGCGGCCGCGCUCGAGAUGACGUCGCGCUUCGGGGCGACGCUCGCGCAGAUGGCGGUGGCCAUGGAGGCGGCCGAGGGCCCCGUGGGGUCCACGCGCGACGCGGAGCGCACGCUGCGCGCCGUGGCCGACAGGAUGUUCGAGGACCGCGUCACCAACUGGGGCCGCAUCGUGAGCGUCGUGGUGUUCGCGGGCUUCGUGGCGCGGCGCGCAACCCGCGCCGGCGUCGCGGUGGACGCCGAGGCGCUCGCCGAGGGCGUGUCCCGGUACCUGCUGGAGACUCGCGGCGCGUGGAUGAGCAAGCACGGAGGAUGGGAAGGUUGCGCCAGCCAACUCCGAGGAGCCAGCCCGGAGGACGCCCUGUGGAGCGGCCUGCUGAGGGUGGUGGGGAUCGGGUUCGGCAUCGGGGUCCUCCUCACCACCUGGAGGGUCCUGCGGGGGAUCUGAGGGCGCAGUUGGUGGGUGGGCGGGGAGCCCUCGCCCACGUCUCAAGGACUGCGUGAACGCGCUCGAAGUCGAGGAACCCGUCAUGCUCUCGCCCCAACCCCCCCCCCCUCGUCUCCACAGCCCUCCGGGGGAGCGGCGGGAGAGGAAAGCGUGAAGUCACACGGAUUCAAUCCCUGCUCAGCCACUCGAGACCCUGCUGUGGGUAUAGCCAAGGGAACGCCCCCCUCCCCCGGUGGCGGCUGUCUCUACCUGGCCCAGCACAUGCGGCAUUCGUGUGCUGGCAGCGGACGAUGGACAUACAGACGACGGGUUUGGGGAUGUGAAGAUCAGGAGCCCGUGGCCUCUGAAGUUUGCACGCAGGUUUAGACAACUGUUGUGUGCACGUGUGGCGCUCCAGCACUUUGGAGGUGGUGGUUGGUGGCUCACUUCGAGAUCUGUGAAACGCUCAAACCCUGCUGGACUGCCAGGUGGUGGCCAAGAGACGGAAGCACAGGAAGUGGAAUUAGGGAAUCGAUCUGCGUGGAGCUGUGAGCAUCACCCCUUCGUCGACAGUGGCGCGGUGCUGGGUUUUCUCAGGGGUCUUCCAUGCGCAGCCAAACGCGCACCUCUCAUGGAAUGCAUGGCCACGCGUCCCAUUGUAACAGCACCCUCUGACAAUGUGGGUUCCCAAAUCAGAGACGACUCGUUAGAAACGUCGUUGUGCGCUACCAUGCAUUUGUGCACAGUCGCGAGAUCGCCAGAGUCGUUUUAUCCUACGCGCGCGAUGAUUGGUUUGUGUUGUGGCCACUUUAUUUAUUUAUUUGCCCGGCCAGACGACCCGGCUGUGGAGUGUGGCUCACGGCAAGCGGAAGGUCGUGAGGUCAAAUCUCAUCGUCAGCACCCUCCGGUAGUCGAUAAAACGAGAACCACUUUGUGGGGAAGAUCAACAGUGGUUGUCUUAUGGAUAGACUCGUCACCGCCAUAGGAAUGUAGAAUUCCCACCACUGGCUCUGCGUGGCUGUGAACUGGAAAGAUGAGCACCCAACGCCUCAACGCCAACUUGAGCACGAAGUCACUUCUACUUUUUAAUGUAACCGUUGCAAAUCUAAGCACAAUGUCGCACGUGGUACACUCACGGCUAUGGCGAUGCCAGUGUGCGAGUGAGUGUGCGAGUGUGUGUGCGAGUGAGUGUGCGAGUGUGUGUGCGAGUGAGUGUGCGAGUGAGUGUGUGCACUUUAUUUAUUCCCCGCCGAUUGACUGUGCACUUUAACCUCAUCUUUUAUAUAUUUGUUUCGCACCUUAACCCAAGGCGCUUCAAGCCGAUUGUGAAAUUGUAAAUUGAGUUGAUCGUGGCCCUGUGGCCAUACUUGGCACGCGUCCAGCGGUGCAUGCCAGACUCUGCGUGUCCGUCGUGACCGAGAAGGUUCCUCUCCCCAGACGCGAUUUGUCCUCGCCAUGUUACCCGAUGUUUGACUACGUUAUGAACUUUCAAACAAAUACAGGAAUUGGAAAGAGAGCUCCAGAAAGUGAUCGAAUCUCUGAUGAUUGCCGCAGGGAAAACAUUUGGUCACGUAUAUUUCGUUUCCUCCGAGAUUAAAUGUCAAAUGUAGUAAAUAGGUCAUCAUCGUUACCGUGGGCCCCCGAGUCCGAGAGUUGAGCUCUGGACUCGACUCGGCGGGAUGAGAGUGGCCCGAGUCAGCGCUCGGAUCAGUGCAAGUUCUCGUCUCGACGCUGUGCGCUGGGAGGGUCGACUGCCACAGUGGUGAGAUGUUAACUCACUUGCCUGGUAUGCAGAAGGUCGUGGGUUCGAUCCCAACCCCUGAUGCCUGCUGUAUAUUUGGAGUUCGCAUGUUUUCUCUUCCCGUGGUCGUGUGUAUUUUUCUCCUGGUCCUCCGGUUUUUCCCACCACAUUUAGAAUCAACAUCACGCGUUUUGAGUAGUUGGCUGCUAUAAAAUUCCACAUGAUAAGCCACUUCGUUGAGCUAUCAUUUGUGGCCAGGUCACUUCUUAAAAAGAACUACGUAGCUUAGUGAGCCUUACCUGGUAAAACAAAAUGAAUGUUUUAAUAGGUUUAAUAAAGAAGAGUUUUGUACUGUGCUGGGGCAGGACACUUCACGGCGACCAGGGGCGACAAGCCAGUGGACGAGGCUAGCUCGUGAGCGGCAGCCAAACGAGGGAGUGCGCCGGCGUGGGCAUCCAUUGAGCAGCACGGAACGACGAGAUCAGGCUGCAUGUGGGACCGUGAGAGAUGGGAACGUUUUGCGAACGCCUUUGUCCAGCAGUGGAUAUAUCAUGAUGCUGAUGUUGUCCAGAGUGAAUGAAGGAUGUCUGUGGUGUUAAUUUAAUGCGCGUCUGUUGUGAAUAAAGCUCGAAUCUAUU
This is a messenger RNA of Lethenteron reissneri (Far Eastern brook lamprey), 5014 nucleotides long. Its product is annotated as anti-apoptotic protein NR13-like. Lineage: Eukaryota; Metazoa; Chordata; Hyperoartia; Petromyzontiformes; Petromyzontidae. Gene Ontology annotation, cellular component: mitochondrial outer membrane. Gene Ontology annotation, molecular function: BH domain binding. Gene Ontology annotation, biological process: release of cytochrome c from mitochondria; regulation of apoptotic process; intrinsic apoptotic signaling pathway in response to DNA damage. The record is from RefSeq and is a predicted model, not a curated record.